Rubroshorea leprosula is the source of this 913-nucleotide messenger RNA. NCBI's taxonomy places the organism in Eukaryota, Viridiplantae, Streptophyta, Magnoliopsida, Malvales, Dipterocarpaceae. The record is from the annotation of a GenBank genome assembly.
UAUCUGGUAUCCACAAUCAAUUUUUCUCUCAUUUCCUUCCUCCAUUUUCUUCUCCCAUGGCAUCCACUUCCGCUCUGCCUCAUCCUGAGAUCCAACUGCCAUGCAUUCAAGACACCAAAUCACCAAACUCCAUGGAGAGAGGAGACAAUCAAGAUACGGAAGUUAACGUCUUAGAUUACUCCAAGAGGGCACCGUGGCUCCGAGCUGCGGUUUUAGGAGCAAACGACGGUUUGCUUUCCACGGCCUCUCUAAUGAUGGGCAUUGGGGCCGUGCGCAAGGACAUCAAGUCCAUGAUACUCACAGGGAUCGCUGGUCUCGUAGCCGGCGCUUGCAGCAUGGCCAUUGGUGAGUUCGUUUCAGUUUACUCACAGCGUGACAUUGAAAAGGCUCAAAUCAAGAGAGAUAUCAACCUAAGAAAUUGUGAUGAUCAUGAUUUAGAGAUGAGGAAAAAGAAUCUGCCUUGUCCACUGCAAGCUGCUGGUGCGUCGGCCCUGUCUUUCGCCGUUGGGGCAGCAGUACCACUGCUUGGGGGGGCUGCUAUAAAGAAGUAUGAAGUGAGGUUGGGAGUGGUGGUUGCGGUGGUGAGCUUAGCCUUGUUAAUGUUCGGUGCGUUAGGUGCUGUGCUGGGCGGUGCACCGGUUUACAAGUCAUCUUUUAGGGUGGUGGUGGGAGGAUGGGUGGCGAUGGGAAUCACCUGUGGCCUUAUCAAGUUGAUUGGUGAUUAUUCCGGAUUUUAAUCCUAUGAUAACAUAACUAAUAAAAAUUUGACAACGUUUCAGUGGUUAAGUGGCUACCAUCCUCUUAUUAGGAACUUUUUAUGUAAGUUUGGAGGUAUGCUUUUUAUGUAAGUUUAGAGGUAUGAGGUUUCGAAUUCCACCUAAUAUUUUUUUAAAAAUAAACUUAUAAAGAUUCA